This is a messenger RNA of Mytilinidion resinicola, 844 nucleotides long. RefSeq lists its product as uncharacterized. Bases 1 to 669 code for a protein of 222 amino acids. NCBI's taxonomy places the organism in Eukaryota, Fungi, Ascomycota, Dothideomycetes, Mytilinidiales, Mytilinidiaceae. The transcript has 3 exons. The record is from RefSeq and is a predicted model, not a curated record.
AUGGAUCGACCACUCGUUAUCCUACCGGACUACCUUGAAGAGCGUGUGGUCCGGCUCUCAAACAUGAACGUUGGACUCUUCGAAAUGGAGGAGUCAGUCCGUCCCUGCAGCCGGGGUAGCUUAUACCAUAUCCUGCGAUGCGGUCAUAAGGUUCGCACCACCGUUCCGGAGCGCUGCGGAGAAAAUUGCCGCAUCUUUUGGAAUGGAUCAGACUUCGCCUGCCCACGCUGCAUUGAGAAAGAGCUACGAGCAAUUCGUGCGGCUGGCGACGCUAUGGAAAUCCCUGAAGAAGACAUCAUUGCGGAGAUUAAGUUCUCUAUUGACGCUGAAGUCGCCUUAAGUCGGAAGCGUGUUGCCACUACGGUGAUGUAUCGCGACUCUAUAGAAGACUUCUAUAGGGAUAACUUCCCGGAACUGAUGUUGAGCACAAGUUCCUGCGUACCUCAGCGAGGGCACAGCCCUGGAAUCCGGAGAUCUGGCAGCGAUAUCACCGGACCCAUACUGCUGAUGCUCGGAACUACAGCCGUAGAUAGCCUGACCGAGGAGCUUCAAUCAUUCGGCGCUGCAAUCCGGGAUGACGGAGACCACUCUCAGGUCGACGAAAUUGAUGAUAUGUUCGGACGUCUCGAAGCCAAGGGCCCAGAACAAGACGCGAACAUUUCCGGAUAACCGGUCUACGCCGUCGAUGACCCGUAUAAUCGAGGGUAGAAUCAGCGAACUACCUGGAUAUCGCAUUGCAGUAAUGUCAUAAUCAUACUCCCCUUGGGUGGAUAGUUCUACCACCCGAACAACUAGUGUAGGUACACCAGUAUCUGCCAUUUAGUUAUAUCAUGACUGGUGAGAC